Messenger RNA from Coregonus sp. 'balchen', 36151 nucleotides. The record is from the annotation of a GenBank genome assembly. Lineage: Eukaryota; Metazoa; Chordata; Actinopteri; Salmoniformes; Salmonidae.
AUGCUCUUUCCUCCACCGUCAAUCAAGAGUGAAGCGAAAGAACUACAGUUGCGCGCUCAUGAACGCGCAUUUGACACCAAAUCCGCUAGAUUACUGGACCCCGUGCCUCGCCAAGGGAAAGAAGAUUGUUUUACCAUACCGACGGUGUUUUUAUUCGCUAUAUAUACAUUCAAGAGACUUUGGGCGAUCGAAUAUUCAAGUUCAUGGAUAUAAUUAUUUGGAAGGGUUGUUUCUUUACCUUCUCUAUCUGCUCUUUGGUUGAGGAAAGAGCCCUGCCGCAUGCGUUGUCAGGCCAGUGUUGGUUGUUCUGAGUUAAGGAACAACAGCAGCUUCCCGUGCUUACUUUGCACUGUGGAAGUCUAUUCUUUGGACGGAAAUACAAUGCCAGGAGACAUCAAUGUGAAUAUUGUUGUUGUAAGAAUCAACAAUAGCCCAUGAUGUGGACUGAACUUCAUUUUGUUAUGGGAUAACGGUGAUAUCGUUGCCAUAAUAACGGGUUGAUCAACAAUGAUUUGAGUUUAACAGUAUUUGAAAGAAUUCUGAAUUGUUAUAAUACUGUAACAUAUUGAAUAUGCCACCUCAGGGUCUGCUUGACUCACAAGAACACACCAAGGGACCUAAGUAAACACAACAAUUCAAGUCCUAUGCAGUAGAAUGCACUGAUGAUCUUCGUAUUGCUGGAUAUUCAUUCCUUCGUCAACUAUCUAUCUGAAGAAGGCAGGCUUGAAAAUGGCAUCCUUUUUCAAUUUCCGUAAAAUCUUUAAAUUGGGUGCUGAGAAGAAGAAGAAACAGUAUGAGCAUGUCCACAGAGAUGAGAACCCAGAGGAGAUAUGGGAGAUCAUUGGAGAACUGGGGGAUGGAGCCUUUGGAAAAGUCUACAAGGUAUGAAGGGUCCUUUUGGGUCAUUGUAGAUCUCUUCUGAUUCAUUGUAGCAAUGAUGAUGACACGUUACAAUUACAGUUUGGUACCAUGUUUCAAGAAUCAUCAAUCAUGUCGUGUGUGUGUUCAUCUCAGUCCACUCUCUGCUGUAACCAAUUGGAGUAAAAUAGCCUACAUCCUGUUCCUUGGAAUUCCUCACUUAGGCUAUAACAGGAUGUGUUACCCCUUACACUAUGUUUAGGACUAAACCCAACAUUGGAUUAAUGACUGCCAUUCUUUUCAUUUUGGUCAACAUUGUCAACUACACUGCCUCCAGUCCACACACACGCACACACACACAGCUAUUUCUUCCCUAACUCUGAUUGUUAGUCCAUUCACAGCAGCCCUUAACCAUGUUAGAUGAGUCCCUAUAAAUUGUGGCAUUGUUUUCACCGAGCUCAAUGCAUGGGCAGAGCAAAAAGCAUCAUUUACAUGAGUGACAUUGAAUUUGAUCACCCAUGAGUGGAAGGCCAAUACCGGUAGCAGGGUGCUUUGUCGAAAACUAUUCCAAUUAGCGUGUUUGUUUUUUCUGUAGCCACAAGCCUAUUUUUGGGUAUGAUAUAAUAGUAUAAUAAUAGCUAUCUGGAUCCCUACCAUGAAUGUGCUCCGUUUUCAAUUUAUUUCUGAUCUAAUAAUAGGACUGUGUGUGGUCAGUUAUGGUUUCUAAAUCUAACUAUUACUUGUUGUAGAGAAUCCAUAUGCCUUAGUCAGUUUAGUAACAUAUGCCAUGUGAAGUUGCCUACUACUACAACCAAACCAUAGGCUGCUCCAGCAGCAAAGCACAACAACAUGUACUAUAAUACUACUCCUAAGAAUAGUAAAUGAUUGACCUUUCUGGCAUUACUAGGGAUACAACAGGCCAAUCGAAGCACAUCUAUGGGAAGUACAUUUCAAAGUAAAAUUCAAACAUCCUGGGCUGAGAGUCAUCUCUACGAAACCAACUAUAACAUGCUGCAAUCUCAUGAUGAGUCAUCCUAUUGGAACCGGCCUCUAAACUCCCAAUCGAUUCAUAGUGAAAGAGAAGUGUGUGUGUGUGUGUGUGUGCGUGUGUGCAUGCUGAAUAUGGAUCCAUCCUGUGAAUGUGAUCAUGUGUAUUGUGAUAAUGCAGGAUAAUGCAUUUAAAGCAUUUAAAUGGCAGACGUGACCUGAGGAACACACUCAGGUUAAGAGGAAGUGCCAUAUCCCAUAUCACUGCGGGCCGCAUCCAGCACAUCCUGCUAUGAGACACAACCAAAACAAACAGCAGACAGUUCCACUUCAAAUGGAAUUGGAACUUAUGCUGUGAUGGUUUUCAUCAAUGAUGUGACAAAUACAUUUGAAAAAAGUGUCAGUUGGCUGCUUUUAGCUUUUUGUGAACAUCAUGUGAAAUCUGAUAUCAACUCUCUCUUGACUCCUAUUAUGAGAGCAACAACGGAACCCAUUCUAUUCUAUCAUUUCCAUUGUCAUGAAGCCCCCAAAAUAACACUCUCACUCAACGUUGUAUGUCUUCUGCGAAUGUCAACAGAACUCGGUCUAUUCCAUUGUCAGAAGCUAGCAUAAUAACCCUCUCACUUCUUCCUGUUUGUCUCCUAGGCCCAGAACAAGCUGACAGGCAUUCUGGCUGCAGCUAAAGUGAUCGAUACCAAGACGGAGGAGGAGCUGGAGGACUAUAUGGUAGAGAUCGAUAUCCUGGCCUCCUGCGACCAUCACAACAUAGUGAAGCUGCUGGACGCCUUCUACUACGACAGCAAGCUAUGGGUGAGUAGGGUUUGGGGUUCUCAGUGGAGGCUGUGCUUUGUUAGCAGUACUGCUGUAAUAGUUUAUUGAUAAUAGUAAUAGCACAAACUCUGAAGGUCUAUUGACCGAAACAUUGGUUGUGAGAUUAAAUGGUUUAUGGAGCAUCAGCUAAGAUCAGCAGUGUGCUGCAGUGUCUUCCUUUGUUGGGGCAUCUUAACUAGGCUAAUACGAGUUGUGAGGACUGACCUGUGUCAUGGCUAUCAGUACAAUGGAAUGUUUAUCCUCCUCUCACACUACCUCGCUUAUCGUCUUCCUUGGUCAAAGUUCAAACUAGCACAGAUACUAGCAGCAUUUAUUAUAGGUUAUCACCCUAUUUGAAUAUGGAAAUUCAUUUUUGUAUUACAGUAUAUUAUUAUGUAGCCUUUUUCGUCUUCACAAUAUCCCUGAGUGAUGUUUAUUUCUGUCACCUCCCAAAAUAACUAGAGUCCAUCCCAAAAAAAACUAAUUUUUAUUCAACAAAUAAUACAUUAUAUCAAAUCUAAAAAGUCAGUGCUUCUAAGGUGUUACCUGAUAGGUUACAUACCCUAGCCUCCCAAGAGCUCCAAAGGAGAACACGAGACAAAAGCUCCCCCACUUUUUUCAAGCUGGGAAAUAAUUAAUGGUAUGACAUGGUGGCGCCCUGUGUCUCCUUCCUUGCUGACAUAGAAAUAUCCACAUAGACAUAUAUUAGUAAUCCGACUCAUCAAAAGCUGUGAUGAUGACCUGCAGUAUUUGGUUACACUGCAGCUCUGUUGAGUGCUCGGCCCUUUCCUCUCCGUUGUCUGCCGAACAAUGGCUUCUAGCCCAAUGGAGGUUGUGUAUUGAUUAUUAUCUAGGCUUACAUGGUAGCUGGUGUGUAAAUAGAGAGAGCGAUAGAUUAGCACAGGAGCUCUUACUGUAGAUGAAAGACUAGAGGUUCUAAAAGGUUGUGUAGAAGUUAAGUCUCUGGAGAAUGCUUUAUUUUGUAUUCCUCAUCUGAUAUGGCUCUAAUAACAAUGUGGUAACCACAUUAUGUUUUUUAAGGAUUAAGGGUUAGAUUAAUGACAGUAGCAAUUGUAUGUUUCCUCAAUUUCACUUAACUUCAGUCUCACAUUGUGGACACCUAACUCUUUUAUCAUGCACGUACCCACUUUGCAAGUUAUUGGAUAGACUAGAGCUAGCCCUAUAUAUAAUGCAGAGUGGCUGCGGAUCCCACUUUUCUGGACCCCUCUUCCCGGCAGCUAAACGUCCCGAAGCUUCUGCACAUGUACAGGAUUCUCUACUUUACGCACAGUCUCUGCUCUACUCGUAGAGAACAGGCUACUCUGGCGAACGGUGCUCGUUUAAUAAUGUUACUUCAAAGCUGAAUCAAUGUCUGCAAGAUCACAUAAUGAUAGUAUUCUACAUAACAGAACGCGCCACUAGGCAAAACAUGUGCUUUGAUUGAAACUAAACACAUGUAGGCUAUGCUACAGUUUGUGACCACCAUCUGGUCUAACAUGCGCUCACUGUACAUAAUUCAAAACAACACUGUAGGCUACCUCGAAACAACACUAUAUAACUCAAGAAGAUCUAAAGGCAUAUCCCCAUGAAACUGAUUGAGAUCAAAUGGUUGGAUGCAGAUGCUUCAUGGACGUUUCACCAGUAAAACUUGAAGAAUGAUCAUUAGCGAUUGACUGUGAGAAAUGUGAAUGGAGGGUGACCAAAACAUUAUUUGCGUAAAAGUAAAGGUAAAGAAACAUGCGCAGAACAUGAUUCAGAUCUUCAGCUCUGGGGAAAAGGGACGGAACUGUUACCUACGGAUCCGCAGCCUCAGCCAUUCUAAUAUGGUGCAUACACAGCAUGUUUCCUAUCCUAACCACAAUGUACUUGACCUUAAGACUGUUGGUUAGGCCUAAUCAUGGGUCAGAUCAUAGGCCUAUAUUUUCAUAUGUUGCAUAUCUUUGUCUCCCAAAUCACACUUUUAACUGUUGGUUAGCAGCUGUGUGGCUAAGAUCCUAUUUCAGAGUUGUGUCCUCCCUCUCUCUCUACACCACAUGAAUGGCUCCUCAGAGGGCUGUGUGUGCUGGGAGAGGAAGUCAUGGCGACAGCCCUGUAGUUCCUCUCUACCCGCCUGCCACUGUAAAGACCCACUGUUUGGCCUAUUGUACAUGCAGCUGGACUGAAAUAACAGCUCGCCUACCAAUGAAACAACACUACAAGGGCCUGUAUGAAUGACAAGACUGUUUCAAGGCUUAGGCUAGGCGGAGCAUACUGUCUUAUUUUAGAAGAGUUUUGUUGGGGAGGGUAAAAUGGUCUUGAAAGGUUUUUAUUGCAUUUGAUGUUUGAUGUGGUUGUAAUAAGGCCAAACUAAGAAUUGGUUCUUUUUAGAAAGGUCACACGGGUCAUUGUUGCCAUAAUUAUGUUUGGCUCAAAAGGUGAACAGGUGAACUGCCCUCUAAAUACUCGCCAAAAGGAGAAUAGAGAGUACCAAUAAUUUCUCAAUGACUGUGUUACAUUGAGGAAGUGUGUUUUGUCUUCCUCUUCUUGGCACCAAAUAUGUCUUCCAUUGUUUCAAUGUCAGUAGCAUUUCUCUAUUCUACUCAGUCCUAACUAACUCAAUAUUUACUGUAUUGAGCACAGUAGGGCCGUGGAUAACUUGAGCUUGUUAUUUUGUUUUUGUUAGCCUAAUUGUUUCUCUGUUGUAUCCCUAAUGUUAGCAGCAUGCUAGGCUAGGUUAGGCUAUAGCCCUGAUACAGUCCAAAGUCUAUUGACAUAUCAGGACUAUGCUAGUCUAACGAUACUACCUCCCUGCACUGAAUGGCUAGGUGUCUCUCUCCUCCAAAUACCUAGCCUUACAGCUGCUGCAGCUAAAGCUAGCUCCCUCCCUCCUGAGGCGUGUAUGGAAACUCCUAAUCCUAUUUGGGGAAAGGGCUACGUUCUAGCUAGCUACGCUAGGCUAGGCUACAUGUGUAUACCAUGAGAAAGCCUUCAGAGCAGAGCAAAGCAACAGAAUGGCUCCUCUCCGGCCAAUCCUCUUACCUCAGCGGCGCAAGGCGGCCAUAUUGAGAGCUCCUUAAAACCAUUUAGGGCUCAGCAGGUUUCAUUCACUGAACCUGGGCAGGAGGAGGUUCACUGUUAAACUCACUCUGAAAUUGUUAUACACAGCAGGGCCUGUAUUCACAAAAUGUCUCAGUAUGAGUUCUCAUCUAGGAUCAGGUCCUCUCUAAUGUCCAUAUAAUCAAAUUCAUUAUGAUCUAAAAGGGAAAACUGAUCCUAGAUUAGAACUCCUACUCUGAGACACUUUGAGAAUACGGCCACAGGCCGGGGAGUUUGGUCUUUAAAAAGAAGGAGACUUUUAAAGUUUUGUUUGGGUAUGAAGCAGGGGACGGGGGGGACGGGACGGGGGGGCUUUUAAGUAUGGAGGGUGGAAGGUUGCUGGUCCAUAGUGUAACGACUUAGGCCUGAUUGAUGGAUUGGAUAGGUAGAGUUAAGUGUGUUGCGUCUUGUUGUCAUUGAACUUGAUACCCUUUAAGCCCCUCUCUGCAUUGGAUUGUAAGGCUACUGGAUCCAGACAGGACUCCAUUGACAACGACCACAUGACACAGUUACAUGUUGGCCUAUAGUACGAUGGAAAUGGGGCUUACUUUGUAUAGUUGUAAACACUCAAAAGUACUAUUGUUUGUUGUAAAUGUAUGGUAUGUUUACCUGUUAUGGUAUUUUUACCACAUUAGAUGAAUGCUGUGAGUUUUCUUUAAUCCACUGUAAUGGAUCUAAUGUAACCAUUCUUCUCUUUUUUUGUAGAUCCUGAUAGAGUUCUGUGCAGGUGGAGCGGUGGAUGCCGUCAUGCUGGGUGAGUCAGCCUUCCUACAUCCUACUUCUAAAUAAUAUGAUAAGCAGAUGAGUGAUAAAUCAUUUGUAACAAUGGUAAAUGUAUUUCAAUGUAUUAUGUGACUGAAAUGUGAGAGAUAUAACAGUAUAGCAACAGUUAACUGAUAUUGAACUACCAGUGAUCAGUACCAACAAGAUGUAGACCAACCACAUACUACAUUGAUAAGGUAUCAGCAUUAACAUUCUUCAUUGAUACAGCCGUAAGCCAGCUCAGUCCUUUUACUACUGUUAGUCCUAUUACUGUGUGAAAGGACUGAGGGAGUGUGUGUGCGUGUGUUUACCCUGUGUGUGUGUACCCUGUGUGUGACCGCAUGAGUGAAACCCAGUGUGAGUGAAACCCAGUGUGUGAGAAGGAAUGCUAAGUAUGUGUUUCUGUGGCCCCGGCCCCUCAGAGCUAGAGAGGCCCCUGACGGAGCCCCAGAUCCGGGUGGUGUGUAAGCAGACCCUCCAGGCCCUCCUCUACCUCCAUGACAACAAGGUGAUCCACAGAGACCUGAAGGCUGGGAACAUCCUGCUAUCCCUGAACGGAGACGUCAAACUGGGUAAGAGACUGGGGAAUAGGGACUGGGAGUUUCCUAACCCAGUGUUUCCCAAACCUCUCCUCGGGGAACCCCAGCCAUUCCAUGUAUUAGAACUAUUCCACAGCUAGCACACCUGAUUCAACUUGUCAACAAUCAAACCCUUGGAUAGGUGUAUCAGGUGAUGUAGUUCAGGGCUACAACAAAAUUGUGAAACGUCCAGGGGUCCCCGAGGAGAGGUUUGAAAACCACUGUCCUAACCAACUAUCCGUGCUUAACAUUUACGUUUGGUCCUUUAGUAGAAGACACUCUUACAGUCAAUGCACACCACUAAGGUAGAAUGCACUACCAUACACUCUUAGAAAAAGGGUUCUUCGGCUGUCGCUCCACCAUUUCCUGGUUGCUAAAAUUGUAAUAGUUCGCCUAAUUUCAGUUUGUGACAAAACAAGCAAUGUGUAGAGAAUCAUUGUACCAUCUAAACCGCUGUGAAAUAUAUUUUCUUGUUAUUUGUAAAUCAGGUUCCCUUUAUCUAAUAUUAGGUUUUGGUUGAAGAUUUGAUAACAUUCAGUAUAACAAAUAUGCAAAAGUAGAAACAAUUUGAAAGGGGGCAAAGACUUUUUCACAGCACUGUAUUUUCAGCUGUUUGAAGUUGGUGUACAAAACCGAAAGAAAAAUAACACAAAAACAAAAGCAUAGAAAUAGCACACAUAGAACAGAUCAAAUCAAAUCAAAUCAAAUUGUAUUGGUCACAUGCGCCGAAUACAACAGGUGCAGACAUUACAGUGAAAUGCUUACUUAUAGCCCUUAACCAACAGUGCAUUUAUUUUAAACAAAAAAAGUAAGAAUAAAACAACAACAAAAAAAGUGUUGAGAAAAAAAAGAGCAGAAGUAAAAUAAAGUGACAAUAGGGAGGCUAUAUAUACAGGGGGGUACCGUUGCAGAGUCAAUGUGCGGGGGCACCGGCUAGUUGAGGUAGUUGAGGUAAUAUGUACAUGUGGGUAGAGUUAAAGUGACUAUGCAUAAAUACUUAACAGAGUAGCAGCAGCGUAAAAAGGAUGGGGUGGGGGGGCAGUGCAAAUAAUCCGGGUAGCCAUGAUUAGCUGUUCGGGAGUCUUAUGGCUUGGGGGUAGAAGCUGUUGAGAAGUCUUUUGGACCUAGACUUGGCACUCCGGUACCGCUUGCCGUGCGGUAGCAGAGAGAACAGUCUAUGACUAGGGUGGCUGGAGUCUUUGACAAUUUUGAGGGCCUUCCUCUGACACCGCCUGGUAUAGAGGUCCUGGAUGGCAGGAAGCUUUGCCCCAGUGAUGUACUGGGCCGUACGCACUACCCUCUGUAGUGCCUUGCGGUCGGAGGCCAAGCAGUUGCCAUACCAGGCGGUGAUGCAACCAGUCAGGAUGCUCUCGAUGGUGCAGCUGUAGAAUUUUUUGAGGAUCUGAGGACCCAUGCCAAAUCUUUUUAGUCUCCUGAGGGGGAAUAGGCUUUGUCGUGCCCUCUUCACGACUGUCUUGGUGUGUUUGGACCAUGAUAGUUCGUUGGUGAUGUGGACAAGCUCUCAACCUGUUCCACUACAGCCCCGUCGAUGAGAAUGGGGACGUGCUCAGUCCUCUUUUUUUUCCCUGUAGUCCACAAUCAUCUCCUUUGUCUUGGUCACGUUGAGGGAGAGGUUGUGUUCCUGGCACCACACGGCCAGAUCUCUGACCUCCUCCCUAUAGGCUGUCUCAUCGUUGUCAGUGAUCAGGCCUACCACCGUUGUGUCGUCGGCAAACUUAAUGAUGGUGUUGGAGUCGUGCCUGGCCAUGCAGUCAUGGGUGAACAGAGAGUACAGGAGGGGACUGAGCACGCACCCCUGAGGGGCCCCCUUGUUGAGGAUCAGUGUGGCAGAUGUGUUGUUACCUACCCUUACCACCGGGGGGCGGCCCGUCAGGAAGUCCAGGAUCCAGUUGCAGAGGGAGGUGUUUAGUCCCAGGAUCCUUAGCUUAGUGAUGAGCUUAGAGGGCACUAUGGUGUUGAAUGCUGAGCUGUAGUCAAUGAAUAGCAUUCUCACGUAGGUGUUCCUCUUGUCCAGGUGGGAAAGGGCAGUGUGGAGUGCGAUAGAGAUUGCAUCAUCUGUGGAUCUGUUGGGGCGGUAUGCAAAUUGGAGUGGGUCUAGGGUUUCUGGGAUAAUGCUGUUGAUGUGAGCCAUGACCAGCCUUUCAAAGCACUUCAUGGCUACAGACGUCAGUGCUACGGGUCGGUAGUCAUUUAGGCAGGUUAUCUUAGAGUCCUUGGGCACGGGGACUAUGGUGGUCUGCUUGAAACAUGUUGGUAUUACAGACUCAGUCAGGGACAUGUUGAAAAUGUCAGUGAAGACACUUGCCAGUUGGUCAGCACAUGCUCGGAGUACACGUCCUGGUAAUCCGUCUGGCCCUGCGGCCUUGUGAAUGUUGACCUGCUUAAAAGUCUUACUCACAUCGGCUACGGAGAGCGUGAUCACAUAGUCAUCCGGAACAGCUGGUGCUCUCAUGCAUGCUUCAGUGUUGCUUGCCUCGAAGCGAGCAUAGAAGUGGUUUAGCUCGUCUGGUAGGCUUGUGUCACUGGGCAGCUCGCGGCUGUGCUUCCCUUUGUAGUCUGUAAUAGUUUUCAAGCCCUGCCACAUCCGACGAGCGUCAGAGCCAGUGUAGUAUGAUUCAAUCUUAGACCUGUAUUGACUCUUUGCCUGUUUGAUGGUUCGUCGGAGGUCAUAGCGGGAUUUCUUAUAAGCGUCCGGGUUAGAGUCCCGUUCCUUGAAAGCGGCAGCUCUACCCUUUAGCUCAGUGCGGAUGUUUCCUGUAAUCCAUGGCUUCUGGUUGGGGUAUGUACGUACGGUCACUGUGGGGACGACAUCAUCGAUGCACUUAUUGAUGAAGCCAGUGACUGAUGUGGUGUACUCCUCAAUGCUGUCUGAAGAAUCCCGGAACAUGUUCCAGUCUGUGCUACAAAACAGUCCUGUAGCUUAGCAUCUGCGUCAUCUGACCACUUUUUUAUUACCGAGUCACUGGUGCUUUCCUGCUUUAGUUUUGUGCUUAAAGCAUGAAUCAGGAGGAUAGAGUUAUGGUCAGAUGUGCCCAAAUGGAGGCGAGGGAGAGCUUUGGUAAGGCGCUCUGUGUGUUGGAGUAAAGGUGGUCUAAGGUUUUUCCUGUUGCACAUUAAAACAUGCUGACAAAAGCAUAGAAAUAGCACAACAUAGAACAGAUCAAAUCAAAUCAAAUCAAAUUGUAUUGGUCACAUGCGCCGAAUACAACAGGUGCAGACAUUACAGUGAAAUGCUUACUUACAGCCCUUAACCAACAGUGCAUUUAUUUUAACAAAAAAAGUAAGAAUAAAACAACAACAAAAAAAGUGUUGAGAAAAAAAAGAGCAGAAGUAAAAUAAAGUGACAGUAGGGAGGCUAUAUAUACAGGGGGGGUACCGUUGCAGAGUCAAUGUGCGGGGGCACCGGCUAGUUGAGGUAGUUGAGGUAAUAUGUACAUGUGGGUAGAGUUAAAGUGACUAUGCAUAAAUACUUAACAGAGUAGCAGCAGCGUAAAAAGGAUGGGGUGGGGGGGGCAGUGCAAAUAGUCCGGGUAGCCAUGAUUAGCUGUUCGGGAGUCUUAUGGCUUGGGGGUAGAAGCUGUUGAGAAGUCUUUUGGACCUAGACUUGGCACUCCGGUACCGCUUGCCGUGCGGUAGCAGAGAGAACAGUCUAUGACUAGGGUGGCUGGAGUCUUUGACAAUUUUGAGGGCCUUCCUCUGACACCGCCUGGUAUAGAGGUCCUGGAUGGCAGGAAGCUUUGCCCCAGUGAUGUACUGGGCCGUACGCACUACCCUCUGUAGUGCCUUGCGGUCGGAGGCCAAGCAGUUGCCAUACCAGGCGGUGAUGCAACCAGUCAGGAUGCUCUCGAUGGUGCAGCUGUAUAAUUUUUGAGGAUCUGAGGACCCAUGCCAAAUCUUUUUAGUCUCCUGAGGGGGAAUAGGCUUUGUCGUGCCCUCUUCACGACUGUCUUGGUGUGUUUGGACCAUGAUAGUUCGUUGGUGAUGUGGACACCAAGGAACUUGAAGCUCUCAACCUGUUCCACUACAGCCCCGUCGAUGAGAAUGGGGGCGUGCUCAGUCCUCUUUUUUUUCCUGUAGUCCACAAUCAUCUCCUUUGUCUUGGUCACGUUGAGGGAGAGGUUGUUGUCCUGGCACCACACGGCCAGAUCUCUGACCUCCUCCCUAUAGGCUGUCUCAUCGUUGUCGGUGAUCAGGCCUACCACUGUUGUGUCGUCGGCAAACUUAAUGAUGGUGUUGGAGUCGUGCCUGGCCAUGCAGUCAUGGGUGAACAGAGAGUACAGGAGGGGACUGAGCACGCACCCCUGAGGGGCCCCCGUGUUGAGGUUCAGUGUGGCAGAUGUGUUGUUACCUACCCUUACCACCUGGGGGCGGCCCGUCAGGAAGUCCAGGAUCCAGUUGCAGAGGGAGGUGUUUAGUCCCAGGAUCCUUAGCUUAGUGAUGAGCUUAGAGGGCACUAUGGUGUUGAAUGCUGAGCUGUAGUCAAUGAAUAUCAUUCUCACGUAGGUGUUCCUCUUGUCCAGGUGGGAAAGGGCAGUGUGGAGUGCGAUAGAGAUUGCAUCAUCUGUGGAUCUGUUGGGGCGGUAUGCAAAUUGGAGUGGGUCUAGGGUUUCUGGGAUAAUGCUGUUGAUGUGAGCCAUGACCAGCCUUUCAAAGCACUUCAUGGCUACAGACGUCAGUGCUACGGGUCGGUAGUCAUUUAGGCAGGUUAUCUUAGAGUCCUUGGGCACGGGGACUAUGGUGGUCUGCUUGAAACAUGUUGGUAUUACAGACUCAGUCAGGGACAUGUUGAAAAUGUCAGUGAAGACACUUGCCAGUUGGUCAGCACAUGCUCGGAGUACACGUCCUGGUAAUCCGUCUGGCCCUGCGGCCUUGUGAAUGUUGACCUGCUUAAAAGUCUUACUCACAUCGGCUACGGAGAGCGUGAUCACAUAGUCAUCCGGAACAGCUGGUGCUCUCAUGCAUGCUUCAGUGUUGCUUGCCUCGAAGCGAGCAUAGAAGUGGUUUAGCUCGUCUGGUAGGCUUGUGUCACUGGGCAGCUCGCGGCUGUGCUUCCCUUUGUAGUCUGUAAUAGUUUUCAAGCCCUGCCACAUCCGACGAGCGUCAGAGCCAGUGUAGUAUGAUUCAAUCUUAGACCUGUAUUGACUCUUUGCCUGUUUGAUGGUUCGUCGGAGGUCAUAGCGGGAUUUCUUAUAAGCGUCCGGGUUAGAGUCCCGUUCCUUGAAAGCGGCAGCUCUACCCUUUAGCUCAGUGCGGAUGUUUCCUGUAAUCCAUGGCUUCUGGUUGGGGUAUGUACGUACGGUCACUGUGGGGACGACAUCAUCGAUGCACUUAUUGAUGAAGCCAGUGACUGAUGUGGUGUACUCCUCAAUGCUGUCUGAAGAAUCCCGGAACAUGUUCCAGUCUGUGCUAGCAAAACAGUCCUGUAGCUUAGCAUCUGCGUCAUCUGACCACUUUUUUAUUAACCGAGUCACUGGUGCUUCCUGCUUUAGUUUUUGCUUAUAAGCAGGAAUCAGGAGGAUAGAGUUAUGGUCAGAUUUGCCAAAUGGAGGGCGAGGGAGAGCUUUGUAUGCGUCUCUGUGUGUGGAGUAAAGGUGGUCUAGAGUUUUUUUCCCUCUGGUUGCACAUUUAACAUGCUGGUAGAAAUUAGGUAGAACGGAUUUAAGUUUCCCUGCAUUAAAGUCCCCGGCCACUAGGAGCGCUGCAUCUGGAUGAGCGUUUUCCUGUUGAUUAAUGGCCUUGUACAACUCAUUCAGUGCAAUCUUAAUGCCAGCAUUGGUUUGUGGUGGUAAAUAGACAGCUAUGAAAAAUAGAGAUGAAAACUCUCUUGGUAAAUAGUGUGGUCUACAGCUCUACCUCAGGCGAGCAAAACCUCGAGACUUCCUUAGUAUUGCUUUUCAAUGCUUCUUAGACUUGCUUUCAAUGAGAACGACAGAUUUAUAACUCACAUUUCUAUGUUAAUUUGGUUGGUUCACCUAAAAAGUUACAUAUUGCAGCUUUAAUAGAGCCAGGGGGAGGUCUUUGGAUAGACUAUGCAAGCUUGGAUGUUAGAGACAUCUGUUGGUCCAUUUAGUCAAAAUAAACACAUUUUAUCAUCGUUAUGAAACACCAAAUAUGUUUGGCGCAGAUGUGGAAGAAAUAAAAGAGGAAUAAGGUGGUAUUUGUUUGUUAGGUUUAUCAUAACAUAACACAAUAUACAGACAGAAAUGUUCAAUGAUGUUAUAUUGUAGCCGUCAUCUACGAAUCAGUUAUGUCACUCAGUUAUGGCAACACUAACUGCCUUCAAAUCGAUUGUGUAUUUGGAAAGCCUGGAUGUCAUCAUUGUUCAGUCCUAUUGGUACCCAGUGAGUGGUGCUCCACACAGUAAGCUCCAGGCUCAUCAUGCAGUAGGUUGUGGAUUAGGAUGAGUCAUAACUUUGUGCAUGUAACAGGCUAGGGUUUGUAUCAGUACAGUGACAUAACAAAGGUGGCUGUGAAAGUGCCUGUUUGCAUGUCAGUGACAGGCAGUGAGAGCCUUUGUGUGAAAGAUUAAUCACACACAAAUACACGUGCACACACACACACUCUGUUAUAAACAACACAUGAUGUCAUCGUCCAGAUGCACGCAUUACGUAAACAUAUGUUUUGUUGUUGCAUGUUGUUCGUGUCGCUAACAUGAUUACUGUUAUGGUUUUUAAUAAGCCUGGAUUUGUCGGAAGACCUAUAUGUAUUUCAGAAACAAUUGUCUAACUUGUGGGACAACAUGUAUAGAUAGGCUUAGGCUUAGGCCGGGGGUCUUCAACAUUGUCUUGCCCAGGGACCCCCUCCCAGGAAAACCAGCGACCCAGGGACCCCUAUCAUACGUUAGCAAAAAAAAAAAAGUAAUGUCUUGUCUUAUCAUCAGGUGAAUGAUACUGACAAGGAGAAGUAAUUAGCAUGUUUAAAUGUAUUGAUUUGGUAGAUCGUUUUUCAUUAUUUUGACUUCCGCACAUCAUAAUCAAAGAUACUGGUAUCUAACCCAAGAUACACCACCGGUGUCGUUUCCAAUGGGAGCAAAUGAAGCGUAGUGGGCAGAACAAGCAAGAAGGUGGGCAGAGCCAAGCACCAGCUAGCGCAAUCCUAUUGGUGCAUUCUAGCAUGUAUUUGCAUAUUUCUGUUAGGGAACGCCUAGUCUGUGAAGUGCGCGUGUGUAAUAACUACAUUCGCCCUUGCACUCCUAAACAAUGCAAUUUUUUAAAACUUAGAAAGGGUCAAGUCUACAAAACUUAGUGCACUCUGUUCAAAACAAAUAUUAUAGUUUUGGGAAGGGAACUGUAUUGUUUAAUCAAUUAAGAAAUUAGCAGAAUUUCGGCCAAGUUUCAUCUAGCUUCAUCUUCUCCCACUUCCCGCCACUGGACUUCCUCUCUUCAUCAUAUUUGGUGGUAGUUUUAAACGGAUGCUUCAGAUUUAUACAUCCGGUGUGACAUCUGUGUUUAUAAUUGGAAGAGGAAGUGUAAACUCUAACAUCAUUUUUUGUUUAUUAAUUCGGCCAUAUUAAAAAACAAGCACACAUAAAACUUGAAAAAGCCAUACAUGCACUUGAGUAAAAUCAUUGAGGAUAACACACAAAAAAGUCUGGGACUUAUUUCCAUUGUGGUCCUAAACAUAGCCUAUUAGCUAGAAUGGUAACGCAAAACACAUUUCCGCUAAGAGCAGCAGUUUAUUUGGUUAAACAAAGGUUAGCCAUGUGUUGGCAAAAAUGUAUGUCCAAGUCAAGAAAGCUUACCAGCAGCCAGCGGCAAUUGCCGCACUGGUAGCCUAUUCGCAGAUGCUUUUUCAAAGCCUAUGUCAGAUACUCCAGUGAGUGUAAUUAGCUCCAAUGAGUGUAAUUGGCUCAAUAUUAGGAGUUGAGAAAUAAAGUUGACAUCAUUAGAAGAUAAUAUCCUCUUUUCUACUGUAGGAAUGUAAUUUACAAUGUGUUUAUUAUGUUGUUGCUAACGAUACACAUAAAAACAUUUUUAAUAAUAAUAACUUUAAAAAAAAAAAAAUGCGGACCCCCUGCAGUACCUCUAGGGAGCCGCGGACCCCUGGGUGAAUACCCCUGGCUUAGGCUAUUUGUUAUGAACAACAAAACAUGUUGUACCCUAGUCGCUAAUAGCAGCACUAUUUCCCAUCUGUGUUUCAGCUGACUUUGGUGUGUCAGCCAAAAACACCAAAACACUACAGAGGAGAGACUCUUUCAUCGGGACGCCAUACUGGUGAGUCAAACAUAUAAACCUGUCAUAUUGUUGUAUUUCAUCAAAUUACUAUUUCUCCCCAUUCUUCUGAAAUGGGCAGUCAUCAUGGUUGACUUUUUAAUAUAUUCAAAACAUUUUUAUUUACUUGCAUUUCAAUUUAUAGAAACCCUAAUGUAUAGCCUACAAAAUGCCAAUAUUACCAUACAAAAAUACUACAAUUCCACACUUCCACACAAUUCGUUUCAUAGUCAUUCAUAUUUAACCGAAUAUAUUUUGUCCCUUUCAUUGGUCAUUCAUAUUUCACUGAAACAUCUCCUUUCCUCUGAUUGGUCGUUUUUUAUCUGUUCUUCCCAGGAUGGCCCCGGAGGUGGUGAUGUGUGAGACAUUUAAGGACCGGCCGUACGACUACAAGGCUGACAUCUGGUCCCUGGGGGUGACUCUGAUCGAGCUGGCCCAGAUCGAGCCUCCCAACCACGAGAUGAACCCUAUGAGAGUCCUGCUGAAAAUAGCCAAGGCUGAUCCUCCUACCCUGAUGCAGCCGUCACGCUGGUAAGUCUGGCGUGUCAGUCAGUGAUGUGGCAGCCUGGCAAACAAGGUAUUUCUGUCUAUGUUUGGCCUCAGGAAGAAAUGACCUUUUGAUACACUGUCACUUUGCACAAUGCUCCUUUUCUUGCAUAGAGAGAUUGUAUCACUCUUAUUCACUCCUCUCUGCACCUGUUGAGAUGGUUCUACCUAUUCUAAUUUACCUCAAUGCCUUUGAGAGGAAUACAUGACACUGUUGAAUUGUAGCCCAUUUUCAAUGUUGUAGUUAUUACAAAUGAUCUCCAUUCACUCUCUUCAGGUCUCCAGAGUUCAGUGAUUUCCUAAGAAAGUGUCUGGAUAAGAAUGUGGACAACAGAUGGAAUGUGGCACAACUUCUACAGGUAAUGGUGACACCCCUUUUGCCCUCACUUUCCCCUUUGUUCCCUCACCCCACCUCCUCUUCUCCUCACCCCCACCUCCUCUUCUCCUCACCCCACCUCCCCUUCUCCUCACCCCACCUCCUCUUCUCCUCACCCCACCUCCCCUUCUCCUCACCCCACCUCCUCUUCUCCUCACCCCACCUCCUCUUCUCCUCACCCCACCUCCUCUUCUCCUCACCCCACCUCCUCUUCUCCACUCACCUAACAACACCCCCUCCUGUUUUUCCCCUCGCCCCUCCGCCCCCUAGCACAGCACUCCACCCCACGGCCACCUGUCAAAUUAAAUACAUGGCCAUAUUGUCCCCUGAUCAUGAUCCGAUAGCUGCUCAUCCGGUACAUCUAAGGUACAUCUGUGUCAACCAGGUACCUGGUGUGCUAGCUAGCGAGCUAACGACACUUACUUAUCCCCUCUGCGCCUCCGUCAGCACAACAGGCUUUUCUUUCCGAAAGGGUUUAAGGAGCGACCGCCAAGCUAGACAGAAUGACUUCCAGACAGACAGUAAGAAGAUAAGGCGUACGGAGGACAUAAACACACAUGAGCUCAGUGUGGGACAGUACAACAGGAGUAUGGUUGGGAUCUUUUAGCAAAAGGCCAAAUGGCCGUGAACAUACAGAACAGUAGUCUACCACCGAUGAAGGUGUUGAUAGCGUUGAAGCUGCAUAUUCUUAGGCCGGCGAUUGAUUAUGUUCAGCAGGUGUCCUGGCAAAAGGUAAGACUUUGGUUUUGGUGUUUGAAAGAGGGAUGCAUUAUGACUGCAGGACCUUACAGUAGGGAAGACAGUGUGCUUUGUGUAUCAAUCAGAUUGUUUUGAGUUGUUAUGAAGAUUGUACUUCCAAUUUUUUACUAAAUAGACACUGAGUGUACAAAACAUUUGGAACACUUUCCUAAUAUUGAGUUGCACCCCCUUUUGCCCUCAGAACAGCCUAAAUUCAUCGGGGCAUGGACUACAAGGUGUCGAAAGCGUUCCACAGGGAUGCUGGCCCAUGUUGACUCCAAUGCUUCCUACAGUUGUGUCAAGUUGGCUGGAUUUCCUUUGAGUGGUAGACCAUUCUUCAUACAUACUGGAAACUGUUGAGCGUGAAAAACCCAGCAGCGUUGCAGUUCUUGACACACUCAAACUGGUGCGCCUGACAGCUACUACCAUACCCUGUUCAAACGCUUUUGCCCAUUCACCCUCUGAAUGGCACACAUAAACAAUCCACAUCUCAAAAAUCCUUCUUUAAUCGGUCACCUCCCCUUCAUUGACACUGAUUUAAGUGGAUUUAACCGGUGACAUCACUAAGGGAUCAUAGCUUUCACCUGGAUUCACCUGGUCAGUCUAUGUCAUGUUUUGUACACUGUGUAUUUUUCUUAAUUUAUUUUUUCUUGAUUUGUGUGAUUUGUCCAAAUUUUGACUGCAAUGUUGAAAUCGCGCAAAUAUUGAUGUUCUCUUUUCAGAUGCAGUGUAAGUAGUGCACUUCAAGGGGACAUACAGUGGCUUGCGAAAGUAUUCACCCCCCUUGGCAUUUUUCCUAUUUUGUUGCCUUACAACCUGGAAUUAAAAUUGAUUUUUUGGGGGGUUUGUAUCAUUUGAUUUACACAACAUGCCUACCACUUUGAAGAUGCCAAAUAUAUUUUUUGUGAAACAAAUAAGAAAUAAGACAAAAAAACAGAAAACUUAAGCGUGCAUAACUAUUCACCCCCCCCCCCAGAGUCAAUACUUUGUAGAGCCACCUUUUGCAGCAAUUACAGCUGCAAGUCUCUUGGGUUAUGCCUCUAUAAGCUUGGCACAUCUAGCCGCUGGGAUUUUUGCCCAUUCUUCAAGGCAAAACUGCUCCAGCUCCUUCAAGUUGGAUGGGUUUCGCUGGUGUACAGCAAUCUUUAAGUCAUACCACAAAUUCUCAAUUGGAUUGAGGUCUGGGCUUUGACUAGGCCAUUCCAAGACAUGUAAAUGUUUCCCCUUAAACCACUCAAGUGUUGCUUUAGCAGUAUGCUUAGGGUCAUUGUCCUGCUGGAAGGUGAACCUCCGUCCCAGUCUCAAAUCUCUGGAAGACUGAAACAGGUUUCCCUCAAGAAUUUCCCUGUAUUUAGCGCCAUCCAUCAUUGCUUCAAUUCUGACCAGUUUCCCAGUCCCUGCCGAUGAAAAACAUCCCUACAGCAUGAUGCUGCCACCACCAUGCAUCACUGUGGGGAUGGUGUUCUCGGGGUGAUGAGAGGUGUUGGGUUUGCACCAGACAUAGCGUUUUCCUUGAUGGCCAAAAAGCUCAAUUUUAGCAUCAUCUGACCAGAGUACCUUCUUCCAUAUGUUUGGGGAGUCUCCCACAUGCAUUUUGGCGAACACCAAAAGUGUUUGCUUAUUUUUUUGCUUUAAGCAAUGGCUUUUUUCUACCCACUCUUCCGUAAAGCCCAGCUCUGUGGAGUGUACGGCUUAAAGUGGUCCUAUGGACAGAUACUCCAAUCUCCACUGUGGAGCUUUGCAGCUCCUUCAGGGUUAUCUUUGGUCUCUUUGUUGCCUCUGAUUAAUGCCCUCCUUGCCUGGUCCGUGAGUUUUGGUGGGCGGCCCUCUCUUGGCAGGUUUGUUGUGCCAUAUUCUUUCAAUUUCUAAUAAUGGAUUUAAUGGUGCUCUGUGGGAUGUUCAAAGUUUCUGAUAUUUUUUUAUAACCCAACCCUGAUCUGUACUUCUCCACAACUUUGUCCCUGACCUGUUUGGAGAGCUCCUUGGUCUUCAUGGUGCCGCUUGCUUAGUGGUGUUGCAGACUCUGGGGCCUUUCAGAACAGGUGUAUAUAUACUGAGAUCAUGUGACAGAUCAUGUGACACUUAGAUUGCGCACAGGUGGACUUUAUUUAACUAAUUAUGUGACUUCUGAAGGUAAUUGGUUGCACCAGAUCUUAUUUAGGGGCUUCAUAGCAAAGGGGGUGAAUACAUAUGCACGCACCACUUUUCUGUUAUUUAUUUGUUAGAAUCUUUUUAAACAAGUUGUUUUUUUCAUUCCACUUCAACAAUUUGGACUAUUUUGUGUAUGUCCUUUACAUGAAAUCCAAAUAAAAAUCUAUUUAAAUUACAGGUUGUAAUGCAACAAAAUAGGAAAAACGCCAAGGGGGAUGAAUACUUUUGCAAGGCACUGUAAUAGUCUUUAUAUCUAAAAGUGUCCUCAAUAUUGUAUAUAUUUUUUCUAUCGUUGCAGCAUCCAUUUUUGAGUACUGUGACAGACAGCAGACCGUUGAGGGAGCUGAUUGCUGAAGCAAAGGCUGAGGUUUAUGAGGAGAUUGAGGAACACAAGGAGGAAGAGGAGGAGGAGGAAGGAGAGACUCAACGGGUAUGUUACACCACAGACUGCUCAGUUAGAAAAAUAACCACAUGAAAGAGUGUGAAAUGCUAUAGAUGGACAGUGUGUAUUCUUUAUCAUUUAUUAUAAAGAACAGGCUACAGGCUGUACUGAUUUGACAAAAAUAAGGAAAGUUAUUGACUAUUGGUUAGAAGGAUAUAUUUAGAAUCAUUCCCACAGUUCUAUUAUUUGAAUGAUAAUCUAGGCAUUAUUUGUUGAUUAUUUUAACCUACAUUUAGAUUUUUAUCACUUCUUCUUCAGGGUCACAAACGUGCACUGUCCGAUGCCAGCGUUGCCAGCUCGGAGGAUGAGAAAUUCCCUCAGUCUCCCUCAGCUUCCAUCUUGGAGUCUUUACCGGAGAAGGCUGAACCGGUUAUCCCAACACCACAGAUAGUUGAAAAGAUCCCUGAACCAAGUGUCGUCAAGCCAGAGGAGAACCAUGUUGUGGACACUAGCUUCGUUGAGGAGCCCACUGCCCCUGCAGAAGUAGAGAAAAUGGAUGAGACCCUUAAUGUUUCAAUAAAUGGAGAGACAACAGAAACCAGUGAGAAACUAGUGGAGGUGAAGGAAGAGGAGGAGAAUGUUCCAGAAAUAUCAGAGGUUACCCCAACAGAACCCAGUGAGAUAGCUUCUUCAGAACCAGCUCAGAAACCAGCAGAGCCCCACCCAGAAGGAACCAUUUCCAAUGCUGAAGUCACCACAGUAGACAAGGAGAUGGAACAACUGGCCAUAUCCAAUCAGGAUGAAAAGGAAGUGGACACAGCCGAGGUCCAGACGAUUGAGGUCACCGCAGAGGCCAAGGACGAGCCAACGGAAGACAAGAUGGAAGUUGAGGAGGAACCAGCUAACGAGGAGCCUAGCAGGGAAGCAAAGGUUACCGUGACAACCCCAGAGGAGACUCCUGCAUCUCCGGCAGUCCAGAAAGAGGAGGAAGGAAAGAGAGUGGUGUAUAAGCCAACUGCGGAGGAGACAGGGACUCCAGUGAAGUCUAAGGAUGAGAAGGAGAGGGAUUCGGACUCUGGGAGUAGUUCUGCUGCAGAUAACGGCAGCAUAGACAUGAACCUCUCCAUCUCCAGCUUCCUGACCAAAACCAAGGAGCCAGGAACCCUCUCCAUACAGGUACGGCAUCACAAUAUACUCUCUUUAGAGAAUGUCUUUGAUCAAAUCCAUUGGUAAUAACUAAGUCAUCCAGUAAUAACCCUCAUGAAUACGCCAUUCUAAAUGCUUCAUACAUUAUUCUAGGUGUUAUAAAUGCUUAUGAAUUGUAAUGUUUAUAAUGACUGCUUUAUCCCAUAAAGUAGUCAAACUAUGGUAUGUUGAUGGUAUAUUUAUUGCCACCAUUUUGUUUUUCAGGAAACCAAGCGCCAGAAGAAGACACUGAAGAAGACCCGUAGGUUCAUGGUGGAUGGAGUCGAGGUUAGCGUGACGACGUCGAAGAUCAUCACCGAUAAUGACACCAAGAAUGAGGAGAUGAGGUUCCUCAGGUAAAGAUUCAUUUACAUUAAUUUGCAUUUUGAGCAUUAUGCAUUGAAAAUAUGCCAGUACUAUGCAAGGAUAUAAUCCAUCUCUCCUGCAGUAUAAGCUCAAGCUUAGGAUCUAACUGAACUGAAUGAACUAGCGAAUGUAGCUAUUUUAGUACACUGAGUGAUUAGUACACUGACUGAUUAGUAACAACUUCCUAGUAUUGAGUUGCACCCCCUUUUGCCCUCAGUUCAUUUGCAUAUCAAAGUGCUACUCAGUUGCAUGCACAGAGAUAUCUUGUUAUAUAACGUUCUCAUUGUUCUCUUGAGAGACUCUUCCUUCUGCAUUGCUUUGGGUUGGUUAAUCUCCUUUUGGGGAAAAAUAUGUUCCUCUCUCAUAGUUUUUUCCUCCUCCUCUCUCAGGCGUCAGGAGCUGAGGGAGCUACGUUUCCUGCAAAAGGAGGAACAGAGGGCCCAGCAGCAGCUCAGCAAUAAACUGCAGCAGCAGAAAGAACAGAUAUGCCGCCGCUUCGAACAGGAGACGACCGUGAGUCACUGUCCAUUUUGUCAAAGCCUCAAUGGGAGGUGCUUUGAGACCUAUUGAAAGGUGUCAUGUAUUACUGUAAUUCCAUGUAGUGCUAUAGUACUUUAAUUGCCUAUUCGUGACCCAGGUCCCAGUUAUACUGUGUCCAACCUAGCACAGUGACAGCUGAUUGCCUACUGGUGUGGUCACAACCAAUCCUGAAGGAGCAUGCUAAACCACACAUGACUUUGAAACAGUAAGCUGAAUGAACCCAGUAAGACCAGUUAGUCCCUGUCCAGUAUUGCAGAGGUGUGCCCCGUCCACACCACACCACAGCUUCCAUGUGCCUUUUGCUCCUUUUACGUCAUGACUUAUUUCUGGACUAGGUCAAUCCUUCUGUAUGUCAGUUAAACUGAACUGAAUCCACUAGCCAGCCAGUAAAUCCAUGGCAGACGGGAUGCCACUGAAAUGCCAUUGCUUUCUGUAAUAUUCCAAUCAUUCAAUGAUGACCAGUGUUUGGAUACUAGUUCUAGUGAAAGUGACGAACUGACACCGAAUCAAAAUGACAUUCUACAGAGUAAGAAGCGCCAGUACGACCAGGAAGUGGAGAACCUGGAGAGACAGCAGAAGCAGACCAUCGAGAGGCUGGAGCAGGAGCACACCAACCGGCUGAGGGACGAGGCCAAGCGCAUCAAGGCCGAGCAGGACAAGGAGCUGUCCAAGUUCCAGAACAUGCUCAAGAACCGCAAGAAAGAGGUAAGGAAGAAGGGGGUAGUGUGUGUUAGUGUUGCAUGGUAUACCAAAACAUUGUUACUUUUUCGAAACUAGAACAUGAAAAAUGGUUCAGUACUAGAAUUUUUGGUACUUUCGAUACUUCUGUCAAAUGUGUCUCACGUCGUCUACUGAUUGAGAGAGGAUCAAGUCUGUCUAUCAGCACAGCCGAUGUCCCCUUAUAGUGCGAGCGUACCGUGCCAGCUCCACUUACUCAUUGCUAGCUCUAGCCUGUCCUGAGGAACCACUGCACUCACUGGGAAUCUGGGCUGCAUCAUGUUAGCUCCCCACUCAUGCUGCACAGAAGUUAAUAUAUAAUGCAACACUUGAAUAAUGCAAACCAGCAUGUAGAAAUGGUGCAACUGUUAAUUACUGUUUGCAAAACAAUGUUAAUUACAGGCUAGAACACUUUACAAUGCAAGAUGAUAACGGUAGCUUCCAGCUUUGUAGGCUAACUUUUCUUGCUAGCUUACAGCUUAAGUUAACAUCAAUUCACUACCCUAGUACUUUGUUUGUGAUAAUAUGCAAACCAUAACGCAAAAUAUGCUGAUUUCAAAGCUGAUUGUCACCAACAAACCAUACAGUCAUUGCCAAAAACGUUAUUCAUUCACUUCGUCUCCCUCGCAUCUUAUUUUAUAAAAGUACGCGCUGUGUCUUUAAGACUUAAUGACAACAUUCAUACACAGUGACAGAGACAGGAGAAACCUGAGGCGAGGGAGACGAAGUGAAUGAAUAACGUUUUUGGCAAUUGCUUCUUCUGUGCAAAUGUUGUUGAGCAGUACAAUAAAAUAAGUCCCAAAUGGAAGGGAAACUGAUUGUUUUUCAUCUGUAACUCCAUGAAAACAGCCAAAACAAGCAUGCACACACUGCCAGGGCCUGAUUAAUGCAGGUGCUUACAGGGGCUGAAGCCCCGGGGGCCCAAGCACAUAUUUCUUUUAAAUAUUUAAAUGUUUACAGUUAACUAUAAAAUAUCUAGGCCUAUGAUUUCUUAAUCCGGCCCUGCACACUCCUGUUGAAUAUGUAUUCACCUGUAUUGUGAAUAGGCCUAGGCUACAUCUUGAUUUACCCAGUUUAUCAAUAGAGAUUUACCAUUCAAAUAAAUGAUUACCAUUAUGUUGUUAUGUAUUUAGAUUGGUAAAUACAAAGUCAAAUUGUAUGAUUGUACAAUUGAUUCAUUAAUUCAUACAUGGCUAUCUUGAUCAAGUGCCAUUCUGUAAAUUUGGCUAAUACGCCUUUUUUAGCCGUGGUAUCGUUUUGAUAUCGAGGAUCGUGAUGGUAUCGAGUACCAUGAUACUAAACUUGGUAUCGGCAUCAAAUGUUUUGGUAUCGUGACAACACUAGUGUGUGUGGUAUGUGUAUGUUGUAACUGAAGCUGUAAAUGUCUGGCUGUGUGUGUGCUUGUGAUAUACAGUACAUUUGUGGAAAAGAAACAUGUUGAUCCGUUUUAGAUUAGAUUAAGCAGCGAUUGGACUCUCAUUGGCUGUGUGUGAUUUGCAGGGUUGUUUUCACUAUAAAGUCUUCCUGUUACGUUUUACAUUUACAUUUUAGUCAUUUAACAGACGCUCUUAUCCAGAGCAACCUACAGUCAUCUUAAGAUAGCUUGGUAAAAAAACACAUAUCACAGUUGUAGCAAGUACAUUUUUCCUCAAUAAAGAAGUUAUCAGCAAAGUCAGUGCUAGUAGGAAAAGUCAACUAGGAAUCGUUUUCUUUUCAACAACAACACUAAUUGAAAGACAAAAAUAUACUAAGCUACUCUUGCAGAGAUGAGUUGUCUUCCCAGGCUAUAGAUGAGCUAUGUUGAACUGGAUCACUAAAAGUAUUUUAAUAUGCAUGAUGUACUGUUGAACUGGAUCACUAAAAGUAUUUUAAUAUGCAUGAUGUACUGUUGAACUGGAUAACUAGAAGUAGUUUUAAUAUGCAUGAUGUACUGUUGAACUGGAUCACUAAAAGUAGUUUUAAAAUGUAUGUUGAACUGGAUCACUAAAAGUAGUUUUAAUAUGCAUGAUGUACAGUUGAACUGGAUCACUACAGUCAGAGGAGGACAGAUAUUGGUGACAUCAUGCCACAAUAAAUUGUAAGAACUAGUCCUAUUUUCAAUAUCUUAAAUUUCACAGGGUAGUUAAGACCAGCUGACAAAGAUGAUAUAUUCUCAAUAUCUUGUUUGGAAGGAUUUCCCUUGUUGACCAUUGACAGUGAUGUGAAUGUUUAGAUGUUUAUCCAUGUGCACCCCAGUUCAUCCUCAGUAUUAAUCCCUUAGUGUGCCCUCGUAAGAGGAUAGCCCAAUCAACACGACAAUCCAAUGCCUAUUUAUAGCGGCUAGCGUUUUACUGACACACCUGUGGUUACAGUAGAUCUCUCUCAUAGGGGUUUAUAUAACCUGUGUCUAAAUCAGUCUGAAACUGCCACUUCUCAUCACCUGAUCCCAGAUCUGUAGCCUAUGUGCUGUAGCUAAAUGAUUCUGACGAGGCUAUAGUCAGAGACUUUGGCUUAUGCAGUACAUAUACACUACCGUUCAAACGUUUGGGGUCACUUAGAAAUGUCCUUGUUUUUGAAAGAAGAGCAUUUUUUUUUUGUCCAUUAAAAUGAUCAGAAAUACAGUGUAGACAUUGUUAAUGUUGUCAAUGGCUAUUGUAGAAUAGAGGCUCCUCUGUCCUCCACUCGUUACCUGUAUUAAUGGCACCUGUUUGAACUUGUUAUCUGUAUAAAAUACACCUGUCCACAACCUCAAACAGUCACACUCCAAACUCCACUAUGGCCAAGACCAAAGAGCUGUCAAAGGACACCAGAAACAAAAUUGUAGACCUGCACCAGACUGGGAAGACUGAAUCUGCAAUAGGUAAGCAGCUUGGUUUGAAGAAAUCAACUGUGGGAGCAAUUAUUAGGAAAUGGAAGACAUACAAGACCACUGAUAAUCUCCCUCGAUCUGGGGCUCCACGCAAGAUCUCACCCCGUGGGGUCAAAAUGAUCACAAGAACGGUGAGCAAAAAUCUUAGAACCACACAGGGGGACCUAGUGAAUGACCUGCAGAGAGCUGGGACCAAAGUAACAAAGCCUACCAUCAGUAACACACUACGCCGCCAGGGACUCAAAUCCUGCAGUGCCAGAUGUGUCCCCCUGCUUAAGCCAGUACAUGUCCAGGCCCGUUUGAAGUUUGCUAUAGUGCAUUUGGAUGAUCCAGAAGAGGAUUGGGAGAAUGUCAUAUGGUCAGAUGAAACCAAAAUAUAACUUUUUGGUAAAAACCUCAACUCGUCGUGUUUGGAGGACAAAGAAUGCUGAGUUGCAUCCAAAGAACACCAUACCUACUGUGAAGCAUGGGGGUGGAAACAUCAUGCUUUGGGGCUGUUUUUCUGCAAAGGGACCAGGACGACUGAUCCGUGUAAAGGAAAGAAUGAAUGGGGCCAUGUAUCGUGAGAUUUUGAGUGAAAACCUCCUUCCAUCAGCAAGGGCAUUGAAGAUGAAACGUGGCUGGGUCUUUCAGCAUGACAAUGAUCCCAAACACACCGCCCGGGCAACGAAGGAGUGGCUUCGUAAGAAGCAUUUCAAGGUCCUGGAGUGGCCUAGCCAGUCUCCAGAUCUCAACCCCAUAGAAAAUCUUUGGAGGGAGUUGAAAGUCUGUGUUGCCCAGCGACAGCCCCAAAACAUCUAAAUAGGCGUACAGAGGCCCAUUAUCAGCAACCAUCAGUCCUGUGUUCCAAUGGCACGUUGUGUUUGCUAAUCAUUUUACAUUUACAUUUUAGUCAUUUAGCAGACGCUCUUAUCCAGAGCGACUUACAGUUAGUGAGUGCAUACAUUAUUUUUUUAUUUUUCAUACUGGCCCCCCAUGGGAAUCGAACCCAUAACCCUGGCGUUGCAAACGCCAUGCUCUACCAACUGAGCUACAUCCCUGCCGGCCUUCUUGAGACUAGUUGAGUAUCUGGAGCAUCAGCAAUUGUGGGUUCAAUUACAGGCUCAAAAUGGCCAGAAACAAAUAACUUUCUUCUGAAACUCGUCAGUCUAUUCUUGUUCUGAGAAAUGAAGGCUAUUCCAUGCGAGAAAUUGCCAAGAAACUGAAGAUCUCGUACAAUGCUGUGUACUACUCCCUUCACAGAACAGCGCAAGUGACCCCAAACUUUUGAACGGUAGUCUGACAUCAAGCUACUUCUCAUAGACUUUGGCUAAUGAGUUGAAACACAAAUCCAUAUAAAAUUCUUGCUGUUGUUUCUGUGUUGUUUCUGCUGUCACGAUCGUGUGUUUGUUUGUGGGCUGCCUCGUGCCAUAGUUCAAACAGGAAAGGCGACUGUCGCCCAGGCACAAGAGAAACGCUAUCGUGAAACGGAGAAAAGAGGAUAUAAUCACAACUCCACGUGAAGAGGUAGUUUGGUGUGGAAAACUUCUGGUGUGGCUUUCCUACUUGGACUGUCCCUUCAAUGCCAGUCUACAAUGCUUCUGUUGACUGCUUUCAAGAUCACUGUCAUUUGGCCCCUAUGGGAAUUCUUGGGCUACUCUUUUUUCCAAAACGUGUCUUUUGUGUGGUUUGUUUUUGGUCAAAAAUAGUUUGUGUAUGUAUUAUUCUACAGUAGAUAAUUUAAUUAAAAACAUUAAUCAAGUAGGCUUACAGUAUCUUCCAGCGCAAGUUACAGCACAGUCUAACACUAUUGAUGUGUUUUCUAACAAUCCACCCACCUGUGAAUCAUUGUGGAACACAUUGCCUGUAUAUUACGGGGGUGUAACAGUGUGUCAGUGUAAUGGUUAACUUAGCCAGCAAUGUUUAUGGAUGAGUGGCUGAUAAUUAGUAGAGUAUAAUCUGUUCUGGUCUGCAAUGUGUGGCCCAGGUUACUGUACUGUUUAUAGCCUGAGUGCCAGUCUGUUUGUGCACUAUUGCCAACUCCUUUUCCCUUACGGUCAUACAUAAUAAUGAGCGUUGGCAGUAAUGCACAAACAGACUGGCAUUCAGGCGAUAUGUUAUGAUUUAGUAGAGUAUAGGUCUAAUUUGUUGUGAUCUACAGGGAGUGGCCCAGGGUAUGAUUAAAUAUUUUCAGUUGUCCUCCUGCACUCUCUUCAACGCCCCCAUGCAGGAUAUAAGUUGGAAGAUUUCCCCCUUGGUUUGAAAUGUGUCCUCUUCCUGCUCUCUCACAUGCCAGUGGAUUCACUCACUGACUUUGAGACGGCAGUGUUUAUAUUGGUGCGUUUGUGUGAGUGGAAUACCUUGUGUGUGUUCUCCGUUCUCCUUUCCUUAACACCUGGACUGAUCGGUAUGUGGAGGGCUGGUCUAAAGGGAAUGCAGCAGUAUUCUGUUUUGGGAUUUGGCCUACACAUUUCUAUAGAGGAAACAUCAUCAAUCCUAAACUUAGCAUUUCAAUCAACCUGGAACUUAGCAAUGAACAACAACAUUCACAGUGCACUGCCUAUAAACGUAUCAAAUCUGCCAGUCGACAUCCGGUGCUCUACAUUUUCGAUGACCCAGCACAUCUAGUAUAUGUCCUAUCGCCACAUUGUUGCCAACUUCCACAAUGUGGUCCAUUAACUCUAGCCAUACUUAUCCCCAGGUAAACUAUUUUUUUGAAUGGAAACCCAUAGUCCAGACCCCAUACAGUAGGGUUGGCCAGAUUACAUGCCUGUCCUGAUGAGGGGGGUUACAUCAACGAGAUAGACUUGUCUGCCAGCCUCAAUACUCAAAGGUGACUCUCUCUCGUGCUGUUGGAGUCGACUGGGGGAACUAUAGCAGUUGAGGUGAGGUGAAGACAGCCCAUUCCAAAUUGACGGACAGACGUGUUGUUUGGCAUCGGCAGCCUGUGUUGUUUUUUUUGCCGUGCGAUUACUGUUGGUUUGAAUUGAAAAAUGAAAAAAUGCAGUGGAACUGGCUUCAAGGUCCAGAGUUGAGUUUGAGGGGUAUAUAGAGAUUCUUUACUUAUCCAACUGUCUUUCCCUCUUCUUCCUCAGGAGCAGGAGUUCCUGCAGAAACAGCAGCAGGAGCUGGACUGUGCCCUGAAGAAGAUCAUCCAGCAACACAAACACGAGCUGGCCACCAUCGAGAGAGACUGUCUCAACCACAAACAACAGCUCCUCAGAGGUGAAGAUAUAUCUCUCGGCGUGAUACAUAAACUAUAGAUAGGUACUCAGUCAUAGCUCCUUUCAGAGGGGAGAAACCUUCCUUAACCACAAACAGAAGAUGCAUGGCUCUGUGUGAGAUGCAAGUAGCACAGAUGCAAAUUGCAGUAGGAAUGAUACACGACCUUACAAAGGUCAUAGUCACUACAUAGAAACAGGCUACCCUAGCCGCUAUCACCAGCAUACUUGAAGGAAAUAUGGUAAACCUUACUGUUUGUGUGUGAGAUGUAAACAGCAAACACACAGUGACAUAGUAUAUAACUUAAAACAGAAGCUCUACAGAGUUCAACCUAAGGCACCGUCAGGCCUUGACUCUAAUUGAGCAAUAAGGCACGAGGGGGUGUGGUAUAUGGCCAAUAUUAUGCACGACGCAACACGGAGUGCCUGGAUACAGCCCUUAGCCGUGGUAUAUUGGCCAUAUACCACAAACCCUGAGAUGCCUGAUUGCUAUUAUAAACCUGUUACCAAUGUAACAUAUAUAAGUGAAAUUAAAUGUUUUGUCAUACCCGUGAUAUACGGUCUGAUAUACCACGUCUUUCAGCCAAUCAGCAUUCAGGGUUAGAACCACCCAGUUUAUAAUACCUAUUAAUGCUGAGAACCUAUCAUGAACUGAACUGAACAGCGGCCUAAUAACUCUGCCUGAUCAGAUUCCAGUCAUCCCACACUUCAUACACAUCAGCUUACAGAAAUAGCUCCACGGAAAUGUUCACCAGCUGGAGGCCUUUAUGACUUGCUGGUAUGAGCCAUGUCGUUAGAAAGUGAAGGAAAAUGAAUGUCUGAAGCAAGUGUCUCACAAACACAUUUCAAGCUAACCAGUUAGUCAAAUCUAGUGUCCCAUGACAUGGUUUUUGGGUACCAAGAUUCAUCAACAUCAAAUACAAAGGAAUGCAGAUGAAAGAUCUGAUUACAGUGGUGGGGUAUUGUAUCUAAUAAUAAUAUGCUGAACUUCCGGGUAAUGCAGUGUUUCCUUGUACUGAGUGUGUGUUUCUGUCUUUGGUCCUUGCAGCACGGGAAGCAGCUAUGUGGGAGCUGGAAGAGCGUCACCUACAGGAGAAACACCAGUUGUUUAAACAACAGCUCAAAGACCAGUACUUCAUGCAGAGACACCAGCUGCUCAAGAGACAUGAGAAGGUACAGUGAGGCUUCCAGAUAGACAAACAACAGCUGAUUCAGGAUCAGAUCUCAUAAACCUAAUCCUGAACUGAACCACUAGGAGCAAAAUACCUGAACAGGUUGGGGGAUAGAGUGAGGCAUAAUACUGAAUGACUACAAGUUAUGACUCAUAACAGCUGAUAUUAAAUCAGAUUGGAAAUAUGCCUGGGUAUUUCUGUUUCUACAUUCAACAAUGAUGCGUCAUUGUUUUGCCAAAUGUGGACUGUAACGUUGACAAGACAACUAUUUGGCUAGCACUUUGGCAACUACUCUAAUAUCUUAAAUAUCUCAUUUCUAUGACAGCUAAUGAUGUGUUUCUGCCCCCCCCCCCCCCACCCUCCCUCCCUCCCCCUCCCUCCCUCUGUAGGAGAUGGAGCAGAUGCAGCGCUACAACCAGCGUCUCAUCGAGGAGAUGAAGAACAGGCAGACUCAGGAGAGGGCCCGCUUACCCAAGAUCCAGCGCAGCGAGGCCAAGACACGAAUGGCCAUGUUCAAGAAGAGCCUCCGAAUCACUGGGGGCCCCAUCACACCCGAGCAGGAGAGGGAGAAGGUCAAACAGGUAAAAGAUAGAGGAUAUUCAUAAAAGACUAUUAACGGCCAUUUUGUUGGUCAAAAAAUACAUAACUGUGAAUGGAAACCUAUGUAUGUAGAUGUUACUUUCAAAGUAUAAUGAGGGAUUAUAGACAUUGCUUUCAGUGGAGAAAGAGGUAAAGUCUCUGAGCUUGUUGAUCCAAGUCAAAGGGACUUUCCCAGGCACUGAAGGAUUUAGUUGGAUUUAUAGUACUUUUGGCAAUGCUAGGUCAAGCUUGAGACUGCUAGUGCAAAUUAAGCAUGUAUCAAGUUCCAACUGUAAUUGGGCCUAUUUUAAUACUCGUGUGAGUUGAGUAAGUGAGAUAUUUCUGUGUGUUUGACAGUUUGCAGCCCAGGAGGAGAAGAGGCAGAAGAAUGAGAGGCUCCACCAGCACCAGAAACAUGAGAACCAGAUGAGAGACCUGCAACUGCAGUGUGACGCCAACGUCAGGGAGCUGCAGCAGUUACAGGUACACUCUCAGAAAUAAAGGUGUAGAUUUGUUCCUAAAGGGGUACAAUGGCGUGUCACUGGGGUGGUACCCUGUAAGGUCCUCCUUUGUACUUUUAGUUAUAGGUACAUAAUUGUACCCAAGUUCAGACCUCAGAUAGUAACUUUCUCCGCAGGUACAAAAGCAUGCUUUGUGCCUUUAUAUAGUGCCACCACAGUGACAAAGCCAUUUGUUCCUUGUAAGUGGCAAAAAUUGACCUCUACCAUAGACCACUUAAAGUAGUACAACACUUCCACUCACAGGUGGCCAAAAAUAACUAUCUGAAAGCCACUCCCCCACUAUGCCACGCCUCCAAUACAAUUUCCCAGUGUGCCUUGCCUUUUUGAUUGAAUUGUACAGUUACCAUCCAUGACUGUAUUUGUUAGUGACAGAAACAUUGUUGUUAAAUUCGUUCAUUUUCAGACCUGUGGCCUUCACCAAGUGAGUUCCUAAGCAUAUAUUAUAAUUUAAAUUAAACUCUUUAUGACAAUACAUUACAUAUCUCAUUAGGCCUUAUUUUGAUGACUAGUUUUACCCUAAUACAGUGUCCUGAAACCCUUGGUUUACAGGCCACAUCAGGCCUGCUUGCAAAAUUCUGGUAACAUACCCCAAAUUACCAGAUUCUUGGAAAAACCCUGGUUGGAGCAUUUCCUGCUUAUUCCCUCCCGUUUCCAGGAAUCUUCCAACUGGGAUUCCUAGAAAAUCUUGGAAAUGUACCAGAAUUUUGCAAACCUACCUGCAAUUCAUUUUAUGCUGGCUUGCAAAGUGAUUUGUAAUUCCUAUUGGAAUCCAACCAGAGUUAGGAUAUCCAACAGGAAUUUUUAUUCACCUGCAACCUGCAUUCAUAAUGACUGCCAGAGUUAGGAACAUUUUGAGGAGACUACCUAAGCCAUUUAAAUUGGACUAUUUCAGUAACGGGAGAAACAAAUCUAACUAACUGAUUGGAUUAGUUUAGAAAAAUUUAUGUUAUUUAUCUUUGUGUAGCAUAAGAUUAAUCAAUCAAUGUACAUGCAAAAACACAGAUUUUAAAAAUAAUUCUUAAAAAAUCAACCUGCAGUAGAGCCUGCUGGGAAAUAUGAUGAUAAUAAUUAUGGUACAAAUGUGCCUUUUUGGGGUACCACCCCAAUGACAAAGCCAUUAGUUCCUUUUAGGUGGCAAAAAUUCAUUGUACCCUAUGGUGGGUAUUAAGUGUAUUGAGGGUACACAAAAUAUGUUUGUACCCUGGGAAAUUAACCUUCACAUUGUACCCCAUUUUUGAGAGUGUGAUGAUUAUACCUUUUAUAUUCAUAAUACAGGUUAUAAAAAUGUACCAUUAUACUCUUUAUCUGCACAUGUACCCUAAAAGGUACCGAACAGUACCAUGUGAGAUCAUUAUGUGUACCUCUGAAGGUACAUUUAAGCAUUUUUUCAUCUUGUUGUACUCCAGGGAACAAUACUGUACCCUUCUUUCUAAAAGUGUACGGUAUAACAUAUACUGUAUAACACGAGCAUGCAUGCAGGCACACAUUAACACACACACUUGGAUUCAUCUGUGAUUCAGUACAGCGUGUAACACCCAAUGUGUGCGCUGUGUGUUUCAGAAUGAGAAGUGCCACCUCCUGAUAGAGCAUGAGACCCAGAAGCUGAAGGAGCUGGAUGAGGAGCACAGCCUGGAGCUGAAGGAGUGGAGGGAGAAACUACGACCCAGGAAGAAGGUAGCCAUUACACCAGUUAACCCCUGAAAGGAAAUCAUCUCUCUUUCUGUUGAAUAUUAGGCAGAGAAUAUUUGGCACAUGUUUUGUUUCUGAGGUGGAGGUACUUGUAGUUCAAACACAUGGCGGUAGGUAGCCUAGCGGUUAGAGCAUUGGGCCAGUAACCGAAACACCGCUAUUUCGAAUCUCCGAGCUGACUAGGUGAAAAAUCUGUCCAUGUGCCCUUGAGCAAGACACUUAACCCUAAUUGCUCCGCUGAUAAUGCCUGGCCGUGACCCCACUCUCCGAGGGUGUCUCAGGGGGAAUCGGGAUAUGUAAAAAAACACAUUUCGCAUUUCCAUUCCACAAAUGCGUAUCUUGUACAUGUGUGAAACAGUACUAGUCCUCCUCUAGUCCUCCUCUGUACCUCUGGUGAUGUAGAGGUUAACCCAGGCCCUGCAGCCCCCAGUAUCAUUCCUACUUCCCAGGCGCUAUCAUUUGUUGACUUCUGUAACCGUAAAAGCCUUGUUUUCUUGCAUGUAAAUAUCAGAAGUCUCCUUCCUAAGUUUGAGUUAUUCACUGCGUUAGCACACUCCGCCAACCCUGAUGUUCUAGCAGUGUCUGAAUCCUGGCUUAGGAAGGCCACUAAAAAUUCUGAAAUUUCCAUCCAACUAUAACAUUUCCCGUCUAGAUAGAACUGCCAAAGGGGGUGGAGUUGCAAUCUACUGUAGAGAUAGCCUGCAGAGCUCUAUCAUACUAUCCAGGUCUGUGCCCAAACAGUUUGAGCUUCUACUUCUAAAAAUCCACCUUUCCAGAAAUAAGUCUCUCACUGUUGCCGCUUGCUACAGACCCCCCUCAGCCCCCAGCUGUGCCCUGGACACCACAUGUGAAUUGAUUGCGCCCCAUUUAUCCUCAGAGUUCGUACUGCUUGGUGACCUAAAUUGGGAUAUGCUUAACACCCCGGCCAUCCUACAAUCCAAACUAGAUGCCCUCAAUCUCACACAAAUUAUCAACGAACCUACCAGGUACAACCCUAAAUCCGUAAACAUGGGUACCCUCAUAGAUAUCAUCCUGACUAACUUACCCUCUAAAUACACCUCCGCUGUCUUCAACCAGGAUCUCAGCGAUCACUGCCUUAUUGCCUGCGUCCGUAACGGAUCCGCGGUCAAACGACCACCCCUCAUCACUGUCAAACGCUCCCUAAAACACUUUAGCGAGCAGGCCUUCCUAAUUGACCUGGCCCAGGUAUCCUGGAUGGAUAUAGAUCUCAUUCCGUCAGUAGAGGAUGCCUGGUUGUUCUUUAAAAGGAAUUUCCUCUCAAUCUUAAAUAAACAUGCCCCAUUCAGAAAAGUCAGAACUAAGAACAGAUAUAGCCCCUGGUUCUCCUCAGACUUGACUGCCCUUGACCAGCACAAAAACAUCCUGUGGCGUACUGCAUUAGCAUCAAAUAGCCCCCGAGAUAUGCAACUUUUCAGGGAAGUCAGGAACCAAUAUACACAAGCAGUUAGGAAAGCAAAGGCUAACUUUUUCAAACAGAAAUUGGCAUCCUGUAGCACUAACUCCAAAAAGUUUUGGGACACUGUAAAGUCCAUGGAGAAUAAGAGCACUUCCUCCCAGCUACCACUACCCCGGCCACCAGCUCUGCACCCUCCGCUGCAACUUGCCCAUGCCCCCCCUCCCGCUUCUCCUUCACACAAAUUCAGACAGCUGAUGUUCUGAAAGAGCUGCACAAUCUGGACCCCUACAAAUCAGCUGGGCUAGACAAUCUGGACCCUUUCUUUCUAAAACUAGCCGCCGAAAUUGUCGCAACCCCUAUUACUAGCCUGUUCAACCUCUCUUUCGUAACGUCUGAGAUCCCCAGAGAUUGGAAAGCUGCUGCAGUCAUCCCCCUCUUCAAAGGGGGUGACACUCUAGAUCCAAACUGUUACAGACCUAUAUCCAUCCUGCCCUGCCUUUCGAAAGUUUUUGAAAGCCAAGUUAACAAACAGAUCACCGAUCAUUUCGAAUCCCACCGUACCUUCUCCGCUAUGUAAUCCGGUUUCCGAGCUGGUCAUGGGUGCACUUCAGCCACGCUCAAUGUCCUAAACGAUAUUAUAACCGCGAUCGAUAAUAGACAGUACUGUGCACCCGUCUUCAUCGACCUGGCCAAGGCUUUCGACUCUGUCAACCACCGCAUUCUUAUUGGCAGACUAAAUAGCCCUGGUUUCUCAAUUGACUGCCUCGCCUGGUUCACCAACUACUUCUCAGAUAGAGUUCAAUGUGUCAAAUCAGAGGGCCUGUUGGCUGGACCUAUGGCAGUCUCUAUGGGGGUGCCACAGGGUUCAAUUCUUGGGCCGACUCUUUUCUCUGUGUAUAUCAAUGAUGUCGCUCUUGCUGCUGGUGACUCUCAGAUCUACCUCUACGCAGACGACACCAUUUUGUAUACAUCUGGCCCUUCAUUGGACACUGUGUUAACAAACCUCCAAACGAGCUUCAAUGCCAUACAACACUCCUUCAGUAGCCUCCAACUGCUCUUAAACACUAGUAAAACUAAAUGCAUGCUCUUCAAUCGAACGGUGCUGGCACCUGCCCACCCGACUAGAAUCACUACUCUCGACGGGUCUGACCUAGAGUAUGUGGACAACUACAAAUACCUAGGUGUCUGGUUAGACUGUAAACUCUCCUUGCAGACUCACAUUAAGAAUCUCCAAUCCAAAGUUAAAUCCAGAAUCUGCUUCCUAUUUCGCAACAAAGCCUCCUUCACUCAUGCUGCCAAACAUGCCCUCGUAAAACUGACUAUCCUACCGAUCCUUGACUUCGGCGAUGUCAUUUACAAAAUAGCCUCCAACACUCUACUCAGCAAAUUGGAUGUAGUCUAUCACAGUGCCAUCCGUUUUGUCUCCAAAGCCCCAUACACUACCCACCACUGUGACCUGUACGCUCUUGUUGGCUGGUCCUCAUUACAUGUUCGUCGUCAAACCCACUGGCUCCAGGCCAUCUAUAAAUCACUGCUAGGCAAAUCCCUGCCUUAUCUUAGCUCAUUGGUCACCAUAGCAACACCCACCCAUAGUAUGCGCUCCAGCAGGUAUAUCUCACAGGUCAUCCCCAAAGCCAACACCUCCUUUGGCCGCCAUUCCUUCCAGUUCUCUGCUGCCAAUGACUGGAACGAAUUGCAUAAAUCUCUGAAGCUGGAGACUCUUAUCUCCCUCACUAACUUUAAGCAUCAGUUGUCAGAGCACCUUACCGAUCACUGCACCUGUACACAGCCCAUCUGAAAUUAGCCCACCCAACUACCUCAUCCCUAUAUUGUUAUUUAUUUUGCUCAUUUGCACCCCAGUAUCUCUAUUUGCACAUAAUCUCUUGCACAUCUAUCAUUCCAGUGUUAAUACUAAUUGUAAUUAUUUUGCACUAUAGCCUAUUUAUUGCCUUACCUCCAUAACUUGCUACAUUUGCACACACUGUAUAUAUAUUUUCUGUUGUAUUUUUUGACUUUAUGUUUUGUUUUACCCCAUAUGUAACUCUGUGUUGUUGUUUUUAUCGCACUGCUUUGCUUUAUCUUGGUCAGGUCGCAGUUGUAAAUGAGAACUUGUUCUCAACUGGCUUACCUGGUUAAAUAAAGGUGAAAUAAAAAAUUUAAAGAUCGCUAGUCUCUUCAGAAUAAGAGAGCACUACAAAUAUAAGCAGCCACCAAAUUAUUAUUAUGUAAUCUCUUGCUUGUGAUCCACUCACCAACCAUAUGUCUGUUGACCUUAGGCUCUGGAGGAAGAGUUUGCCAGGAAGCUUCAGGAGCAGGAGGUCUUCUUUAAGAUGAGUGGAGAGUCAGAGUGCCUUAACCCCUCGGCCCAGAGCCGCAUCUCCAAGUUCUACCCCAUCCCCAGUGUCCACUCCACUGGCUUCUAG